UCACCUAACUAUUUGUUGAUUGAGAGGAGACUGUGACUGUGCAGUAUUGACAUCUUUCGAUUUAUCAAGAAGUCUGGACAGUCAUUUGGUUCAUAGGAAAGUGUCCCAUUUCUGAUCCGUGGUGUUUGAUAAGUGGCAGAACUAUGGACCAUCCUCUGGUGUGGGUUCUCAUCCUGGUGCUGCUCAACUUCAAUACAGAUGUCUCUGGCCAGGUGGUGGUUCCCUCGAUGAACCCCUUAGCUGUGGGCAGUAAUGUCACCCUGAACCUAGUUCCUCAAAGCCCCAUCAACAUAGGGACCUGGUCAUAUGAAACUACAACCAUUGUACUUUUCUAUCCUGGUGGCAGUAUUGUGAGCACAAGUUAUCAAGGCAGAGUCUCAUUCAUCCGUUCCUCCUCAGAGCUGUCCAUAAGCUCUCUCCAACUCAACGACUCAGGUUUGUAUACCGUGCAGAGAAUGGAGCCAGUCCUGACCGCUGUGGUGACCUUGUCUGUCCAGGAGCCCAUUUCAAACGUGACUCUAAGAGCCAACGCCACUGAUCUAGUGGAAUUAAAUGACACUGCCAUUUUCACCUGCUCCGUCUCCUCUGGCACCUCCCUCUCCUACCGCUGGAUGAAUGGCAGCUCAGAGGUUGCAGCCAGUGACCGAGUUCGGCUUGGUGUUGGGAACAGCACUCUCUCCAUAGUCAGUGUGACACGAUACGAUGAAGGGCCGUUCAGAUGUGAGGUCAUCAAUGGAAUCAGCAAUGGCACCAGCCAGCCCAUUGGCCUCAAGGUUAGAUUUGGACCAGAGAGACCUGAUGUAACUAGUCCAGAUAUAGCAAUGACAGGACACAUCGUGACAUUCAACUGCUCGGCCUCCUCUCAGCCUCCCAGCCAGUUCAGCUGGUUCUUCAAUGGCUCCCAGGUGGCGACUGGCUCAGUGUAUGAGACUGGCCCACUGACCUUAGCCAGUCAUGGGGAGUACACCUGUAUGGCCUUCAACAACCUCACUUACAGAAACAGCACUGUCUCCAAGAUGCUCACUGUUGUUGGUGAGUCUUGGUCUAACUUUAAUUGA
Messenger RNA from Oncorhynchus tshawytscha (Chinook salmon), 1058 nucleotides. RefSeq names its product carcinoembryonic antigen-related cell adhesion molecule 1-like. The record is from RefSeq and is a predicted model, not a curated record. The transcript is spliced from 4 exons. NCBI's taxonomy places the organism in Eukaryota, Metazoa, Chordata, Actinopteri, Salmoniformes, Salmonidae. Bases 144 to 1058 code for a protein of 304 amino acids.